UUUUACACAAAAAAUUAUGCGGGGCGUCAACUUUUCUCACACAUACCAAGGAACUAAGGCAUUGUGUCCUUUAUUGUAUUCUUCUCUUCACCAUCCUGUCUUACAGUCACAUGCUAGAUGUUACAGGAGGCCUGGCACUUCUCCUGAUCAUAUACCUUUUUGGAAAAAAACACAUUUCAGCCCCAAAAAUGCAGCUGAAAGUGUGAAGAAAAAUAUAAAUCUUAUGUUUAAGGAGAUAGGAGACCAUCUUCGAGGUCCAGGGGGAAAACCUUUAGAGGAGGCCCUUGUGGAACGAACAACGGUGUUGUGGAAUUUUCGAAGUCCUGAAGACCUGCAGAAAUGGAUAGUGUCAACUGACAUGGAGAUUGGUGGUAAAAGCCAGGCUUCCCUGAACCUGGGGAGAAAUAACCAAACUGCACUCUUUUCUGGAGUUCUUAAUUCCGAAGUACCCCGUGAUGGAGAAACAACGUCCAGUGGGUUCUGCACUUUGAGGGCAAGGCCUCGUAAGGGAGCAUUUGGGCGUACACUCCACAACGACUGGUCUAAUUUUAAUACGCUACACUUGCGGAUUCGAGGGGAUGGACGGCCCUGGAUGGUGAAUAUACAGUCUGAGACCUAUUUUUCACUUCAGUGGGAUGAUUUGUAUCAUUAUUUCCUAUACACACGUGGAGGUCCCUACUGGCAGGAUGUUAAGAUUCCUUUGUCUAAGUUCUUCAUGAGCAGCCGUGGCAGAGUCCAGGAUGGCCAGUAUCCUCUAUGGCCAGAUAAGGUAACUACUCUGGGAUUCACAAUUGCUGACAGGGCAGAUGGACCUUUUCAGCUUGAAAUAGAUUUUAUUGGACUGUAUAAUGAUCAAGCACAUACAGAGGAGUUUGCAUACGAGUUGUACCCACAUACACCGAUGUAGA
Messenger RNA from Nanorana parkeri, 908 nucleotides. RefSeq names its product NADH:ubiquinone oxidoreductase complex assembly factor 1 (gene NDUFAF1). Gene Ontology annotation, biological process: mitochondrial electron transport, NADH to ubiquinone; mitochondrial respiratory chain complex I assembly. Lineage: Eukaryota; Metazoa; Chordata; Amphibia; Anura; Dicroglossidae. Gene Ontology annotation, cellular component: mitochondrion. The record is from RefSeq and is a predicted model, not a curated record. The transcript has 4 exons. Bases 17 to 907 code for a protein of 296 amino acids.